This is a messenger RNA of Microplitis demolitor, 1740 nucleotides long. RefSeq lists its product as uncharacterized. Bases 452 to 1615 code for a protein of 387 amino acids. NCBI's taxonomy places the organism in Eukaryota, Metazoa, Arthropoda, Insecta, Hymenoptera, Braconidae. The transcript is spliced from 4 exons. The record is from RefSeq and is a predicted model, not a curated record.
UCUUUGAUCUACAUCACCUGCUUGAUUCAAAAUAUCUGUAACUUUCGGAAUCGAUUUCAUUUUGCCGAGUUUUUAAUCAUUAAUGAUUUUUUUUUUAUUUUUGUUUAAUUGUCUUGCCAUGUUAAUUGGAGUAUUCUGAAUUCAUCUGAAAAUUCAAGUUACCAACAUUAGACAAUGAAGAUAAAAAAAAAGAACCAUCGAAUGAUUGUACCAUCUCAGUGAGAAAAGAAAGACAAUACAAUUUCUCAUUUUAGAUGUACUUUAAUCUUUUCAAAUUAGGAUGGCAGAUUUCAAAGAGUGAUAAAAGGAUGCCAAUUCACGCUUAAGUGUUCGUCUUCAAAAGGCAGUAAUAGCUGAUGACAACAUUACAAGAAGAAAUCAAUUAAGGAUCGAAAGGCACAUAACUAAUGACUAAUUGAUCGGCUGAAUAUUGAAACGAAAAUUUUGAAAAAUGUAUGCAGCUGCAGGAGGUACUAGUAUUGCGAAUCGAAGAAAGCAAAACCAGCUGAAUAAACAACGACCCUUAUUGGCUACUAAUGGACCAAAAAUUCCACGUUGUAGAAAUGGCUUCGAGAGGGAACAGCGAAUCUCAAAUAGCAUAAAGGGACACAAGUCUUCACGGCAGCAUAUACCAAUAUUACAACCUCCUCACCAUCCGGCACCAUCAUCUACGUGUCAUAAUUCUUCCCAAACUAAGAAUCGAUUUCAGAAUCCCAAUUGCCACUCUUUUAAACAUCAACGACCAAUUAGUGAAAUAGUAAUUCCACAUGGCCCUUUAGCACCUCCACUUUCACCGAUUCAAUUUUCUAUAUCACCACCACCGUUAUCACUGGAAUCAGCAAACUCUGGCACGCAUCCAUUAAAAUUCAACAAUUUUCCAUUUCCACCGUCUUCCUUAUUUGAAUUAAGAAUAUUGCCUUCUACUUCUGAAUUACAGUUUGGAGGCCAGGGACAAGGAAAAGUGGCAUGGCAAAGCUGCAGUCAACCAUCACCACUUUUCUUGCCUUCACCACCACCUCAUGAUUCAAAAGAAGAAGGCUACAAGACGAAACAGUGUGAAGCUCAUCGAAGGUGGAUGAAAAGAAACAGGAUAAGAGACGCAAGUAAUUGUUAUGGGAGCAGUGGUGAAGAUGAUGAAAAUGAUAAUCUGAGUGGGUACGUUCAUCCUGAGAUUAAUGCAGCAUUGAAUACUGUGUUAUAUGUUGGACUUGGUACCACAGCGCUGGGUCUUGUUAUUUCUUUUAUUGGUACUGGAGAAAAAGGCUUUCUGAGUCCAGAGCUAAGGCUUAUUGGUCCAAGCUUAUUGUGUGCUGGACUUCUUUGCUGUCUCUUGCGAGUUCUUCUAUGCAUAUGUUUGUGUCAUUGUUGCAAAAAUUGUCAAUGGAAAGCGUGCCCAGUUGUUAUUGUUGGCAAAGACACAUUAAAAAAAGAAAAUACUGGUUCACCAUCCAAACGAGAACAGCCUACAACAUCGCUUUUACCUCAAUGCUCUAAUCAAAUAAUUAAAACAUCAUCGAUGGCAGUGAAAAUAGCUCAUCCAUCAUCAUAUUCUAUAUGCUCGGAAGCUGGAAAAGGACACGAGCUUCUACUUUUACCGUCUCAAUUAUUAGAGUAAUGAAACUUUUUCAUGACAAAACGUUCCACGAGAAAAGUUCACUAACUGUAACUUGAGUAGUCAUCAUGUGAAACUAGAACUAAAUUGAUCAUUUAAUAAAUAUAGAUUGAUAUUAAAUUAAUAAU